This is a messenger RNA of Dentiscutata erythropus, 1284 nucleotides long. The record is from the annotation of a GenBank genome assembly. NCBI's taxonomy places the organism in Eukaryota, Fungi, Glomeromycota, Glomeromycetes, Diversisporales, Gigasporaceae.
AUGACAGAUAUGGUAGACAGCACUGAAAGUGAGAUCGAACCAUACAUCAUAAUAAACAAUAAUGCAAGCGAAUCCAGAUUAAAUACUACAGAGUUAACUGAGAUAACUGAAAAAGUAGAGAAAGAAAUCAUUUUAAACCGAGAUAUAGCUAAAAAUGACGAAAGUGAAGUAAAAGCAGAUAUCGAUAAAAAUUUUGAAAAAGAUAUAAAUUUAAGCAAGGAAAUUAAAUCUGAUCCAAGCGCAGCACAGUUAGAACGUAGUGAUUAUUUACGAAAUGAUUCAGAAAAAGAUUCAGAAACUUGCAAUAAAGAAAUUGAACAACUAAUUCAAGAAUUACAACUUGACAAUGAUACAGAUUUUAUUAAAUGGUUUCCAUACGAGAAAUUUCAAGAAAUAGAAUAUUUAGGUCACGGUGGAUAUGGUACAACUUAUUAUGCCAAAUCAAAAGAAACUUACAUUAAUAGUAUCAAUUUAGGAUUUGGAUAUAGAGCAAGAAAUGGUGAAGCGAUAGUCAUAUUAAAACAUUUGAAUAAUUCAAAAGAGAUGAUAAUUAAUUAUUUAAAUAUGGUCAAAAAACAUCAUCAAUUCAUUAAAAAGAAUCAUUAUUUUGCAAAGUGUUAUGGAAUAUCACAAUGUCCUAAAACGAAAGAAUAUGUUAUGGUUAUGGAAUACAUAAGAAACAACGAUCUACAUAAUUGCCUUUUCGUAAAUCAUAAUGGAAUAAAAUUUGACGCCAGAAAAAAUGCAUUAAUCACUAUAACACGCACAUUAGCAUCAUUACACAAAGAAGGAAUUGUUCACCGAAACUUGCAUAGCAAGAAUAUUCUUGUGAAUUAUUCUAAUUUCCGAUUAGGUGAAAUGAUUGCAAGUUUGAGUGAAGCAAAUGCGAGUGAUGAAAGAAAAAAUCGAAAAAUGAAAGGUCCUUCAAGGGGUGGUCCGAUGUUAAGUAGUACAUAUACUAAACAUCCAGACGCUAUUUUUACUAGCCAGCUCUGGCCAACUUUGUUUGAAUUAGAACAGUCUGGAUUUGUUUCUUCAGAUAAAAUAUCAAAUAACACUAACGAUAAAGAUUUAUUGGAAUCUAAAAAAUUAUCUAAUGAUGAACCGCAUUUAUCAGAAUCCAAAGACUUAUUAGAUGAUAAAGAAUUAGAGGAGUCAUAUUUUCUCGAUUUUAGAUCAUCGGAAUCUUUUAAUGAUUCUAACGAUUCUGAUAAUACUGAUGAUACAGAAGACUUCAUAUUUUCAGAAUCCGAUGUUGAAAGUUUUGAUAAUUUUCAUAACUGA